This is a messenger RNA of Diorhabda sublineata, 1377 nucleotides long. Its product is annotated as glycine-rich selenoprotein-like. The coding region runs from base 196 to 531 and encodes 111 amino acids. Gene Ontology annotation, biological process: endoplasmic reticulum calcium ion homeostasis; calcium ion transport. The transcript is spliced from 4 exons. The record is from RefSeq and is a predicted model, not a curated record. NCBI's taxonomy places the organism in Eukaryota, Metazoa, Arthropoda, Insecta, Coleoptera, Chrysomelidae. Gene Ontology annotation, cellular component: Golgi apparatus; endoplasmic reticulum membrane.
AGUCACAUAUUGAACCUUAAACUUUAUACAUCAAUGUCAAAAUUAUCUGUGGAUAAACUGUCAAACUAGAUAACUUGACGUGGUGUAUUGAAAAAUACCAUCUUUGGUUUAUUUCAUUAAAUAGUAUAUGGAAAUUGUGCCUAUAGAAGAUUGUUAUAUCAAAUAAAAUUCACAUUUAAGCAUUACCAAUUAAAAAUGACGUAUGUGACUGGUGGUCAAGUUCAGCAAAAUCCUCCCUUGUUUACACGAAUAUCAAAGAUAUUUGAUGGUGUCAUUAACUUCAUCAUUAAUUUUUUUGUUACACUGAUUCCAAUUGAUUACAACAGCCAAAGCAGUUCUAGUGGCUCUAGCUCUUACAGGGGAAGUGGUAGUUCCCUGGGUCGCGGUGGCGGUGGAGGAGGGGGUUGGGGUAGUGGAAGACCAUUUGGACCUGGGGGUGGUGGUGGCAAUGGUGGAGCCAGAUUCAGAACUAUGAGAGACAUAAACCCUCCCACAGUUGGUGGUUGUCCUGGAGGAUCUUGUGGUAUGUGAGGUGAAUAUUUGAUUCCAGUGAAGACAACAUACUUCACUAAAAAUUCCAUUAUGUUUAUUGUAUAUUUGAAAUAUCUAAUUCUAGUACUAUAUUUUAUUUAAUAUAUUCUAGUUUAAUAUAAGCAAUUUAAUAUAUGUUAUACUUAUUUCUUUUGGUGUUGAAAAAAUUAUAAUAAAUGUUUAAAUAAUUUUAAUUCAUUAAUGAUUUGAAAUUUCUCAAUAAACAAUGGUUUUACAUCAGUUUCAACAGAAAUUAUUCUUGUUGCUAUUGGUUAUUACUGGGUCAGUACACAUCUUUUAGUUCCCAAUCUUCCAUAUUUUGUGCAUCAUCAGCACUACCAUUGCUUCAAGAGAGCUGAAGAUUUUUGUAAGUUUUUUAUUUCAAACAAAAUGGAACUGCACAACACUAAGGCAUGCUCGAUAUUUUCUUCAACUGCAUUGUUAGGAAAUUAUAUUUAAACUAUUUCCACAAAUGUGACAUCUUAUUUUUAGAGCUAUAUUACUUGUCAAUUGGGGAACAUGAAAACGGAAGCCCAUAUUGAAAUCACAUUGAAUGGUUAGAGCCAGCUAGCAUCAAUUUUUGCAAAAUGUGAAAACAUUUUAACAAGUGAAGACCAUUUAUUGUUACAAUAUGACUUAGUUUGCUUGGGCUUGAGCCAUUGAGAAGGUUGUCUGAUUUUGUUUGCAGUUGUUGGGUUAGCUUCUCAUGUGAAAAGUUCCUUUUUCUAUAGCAACCAAUUGAGGCUUCACUGGUAUCUGAGACAUUUUCACUUUUCUUGCCAAUGAAAUAAAAUAUGUUUAAAAAUAUAAUGAAUUAAUAAUAAACAUUUGUUUAAGAAAUAUAAA